AUGUUCACAAAUGAUUUAUUAAAAAAAAAUAUAUAUAAUAUUAAAAAUGAUAUUUUUUUAUUAACAUACCUGUGUUUAUUUUAUUAGUAGUAAGUGUACUGUAGGUAUAUUCAUAAAAACGAUCAUCAGCCUCCAUGUACAAUAAUAUCAUAAAGUAGCAAUGUAUUUAUAGAUAUCUUCGUAUUUUUUUAACUCCGAUAUUAGAGAGAAUAUAAGAAAGUAAAUAUGCAUAUGAUUCUGACUACAUAUUCUUCUUAUACUAGCUGUUUUAGUUUUGACGCGUCUUCGCUCUCGUAUAUAAUAAAGGUCUCUCCGAAGGCUAUUGAAUUCACAGACAAUGUGUCUGAACCGUCGAGUGCACGCCGAUGCUGCCCUUGUCCAGAAUCCGGUGAAGUUGGGCAAUCUUACGGCAGUCCUCGCACAUCUGCUACCAAUCAAGAGCUAUUUCGCAACGGUUUUCGUUCGAUGGCACCAGCAGACCAGGAACCAUUUGGCACGUCUAUGUCCGAUGCUCGUGCGGCUCAGGGUUUUGUGGACGACUGUCCGUGCAGGUUUCGAGACGCUGAUUCCACGGGGUCGCCAUCGAUGUUCCUUCCGACAGCAAUGCGUGCUAUACGGCCUUACGUAAAUUCAGAUGCUGAGAAGGACGAAUCUAAACGACUUCUUCAUCCAGAAGUAGAUCUUGCUUCCUCAGUGUUAGAAACAUUACGUGAAGCAACAGAUGAAGAAUAUCAAGAUGCAUUAGCGAGAGAUGCUGCUCGUAGUGUGGGCAGGGCAGAAAAACCAGAUAUAUUUAUCGAAAAUGGUAACAAAUUGUUGCCUGUCAUAGUAAGUCCUAAGCAAGCAUUAAUUGAUCACGAUGGAGAGACUGAUAAAGGAGAAGUCUCAUUAUUGGAGAGGCUUGGCUCUAAAAGGAUCCCAUCACUAAAUGCACCGAAUCUUCUAAAAGAUAUUCUGAAACUUCCACCGAAAAGAUUAAUAACACAAAAAAAUUUAGUAGAUAUGGAUAGCAACGUUGGUGCAAGCAAUAUAAAUGAGAAGUUAAUUCCUAUAUCUCCUGAAAACAAAUUAGAUCUUAAGCCAAAAGCCGAUCUAUUAAACAUUUUUUCAGAAAACACCAAUUUAAAGAAGAGUAAUGUAAAUGUACCAACAUUAGAUGAAGUUUUAGAUAAUAUUAAAGAAACCUUUUCUUAUAAUUCUAGGCAAAAAACUAAUAACGUUGAUGGUAGAAUAGGUAGCAAAGACGUGCUAUCUAAAAUUUUAGGUACUAUACCAAAACUUAAUACUGAUGUACACAGUAGUAUGGAUAAUCUGUCGAACACGGAAAACGAACAUUCACCAAGCAAUGUAAUAGAACAUUAUUCACAUGUGAGUGAUGAUAAACUAAACAAAGAAUCUGAGAAAUAUACAACAAAUAUUGAUACCAAUGAAGAGAUUGAUAUAACUCCACCAUUACUUGAUAUAAAAAAGCUUCAAAUUCCGGCGAUAAAAUUAAAAUCUGAAAAACGCGAAUCAGUCAACGACUUGUUAAAUGAUGUGAUAAAGAACUUAGAAAAUACCAGAAAAUUUCUCCCUCCUAAUUUAUUUAGUAUGCCAAGAAAAUUAACAAUUGAAGAGGAUUCCGAUAUGAAAAACAAAGAUGUAGAAGAUAUAGAGUCAAUGCCAAAUAAAGGGAAAACGAUUUAUACCGAAAUAAUUGAUACGGUACCAAGUUCAUCUUCAAUAAAAGUCGCUGAAGAAGACCCUAAUUCAUGUUUAAGUAAUGUCCUCGAUGAAAAUCAAAACGCAAAUAAUGUCUUAACAGAUCCAAAUAUCAAAACUGAAAUUUUAGAUUCUUUACCAAGCAGAACAGAAAUAAAUGAAAUCAAAGAAGUUAAUUCAGAAGAAACUGAAUUGGAUUCAAUAAAUCCAAAAGAUGAAUCCUCAUUUGACAAUAAUUCACUAAAUACAAAUAAUUUUAUAAAUACAAAUGCAGAUUCAAAAGAAGAUAACUUGAAUACGAGUAGUGGCGAAACUAUUGAAGGUGAGGAUUUUCAACCAGAUGGUGAAAAUUCAAUAGGAGACCAAAAUUUAAGCAAUGAAAGCUCUGAUAUUUCUGUACUCGACAAACAAGCUAGUUUUGCUCCGAACUCACACGGUGCAGAUUCACAAGAUUUUGAAGAAUCCCUCUUAUCAUCAGAAUCUGAAGAUGUUGUCAAAAAUCAACCUGAAAAUAAUGAAACUGAAAAGUUUAAGUCUGAUUUGAAUAAAAACAUAAAAGAUACAAAGUUAUUCCCACUUAGAAAAAAAUUUUUGAAACGAUUACAGCAGAUUUUACCGAAAGAUACUUCUCAACAAUCGCCUGGUGUACAAGAAGUCAAAGAUGCCUCUAGUGAUUUAAGUAUUGACGAUCUUCAACAGAUGUCAAAUUCACUACUCGAAACAGAGAAAGUUUUGAUCAACGCUUUGGCUGAACAAAAUAGUAAAACAAGAGAAUUAAAAUCUGAUAUCAACGAAAAGGAUACUAAAAAUGCAAACAACAUGAUGACAGUGUCAGAUGAUGAUUUGGAUCCCAAAGAAACUCAUAUUUUGGGGACAAAUAGUGUAAAUCAAAUGACAAGUGAAAGCAAAAAUGAAUGCUUAACUGAUAUAUUAAAACAAAAGAAAAAUUCAGAAAUACAAAUUGAUGUUACGAAAGCAAAUGAAAUGAUGUCGGAAGCCAGUGAACCAGCGAGUAGUGCUAUGAUACCUAAUCCUAUAGUGAAAUCAUUAUUAUCACCUCAAGUUGUGCAGCCCCUACCAUCUUUGUUAGAUGGUCUGGAUAAUUUAUUUAACACACCAACUGUAAAUUUCCCUGAAUUAUUCAAGAAUCCUUUACCACUAUAUAAUAAACCAAAUAUUUUGACAAAUAAGAAUAAAAAUGAAAGAAAUUAUAUAGCAUCCAAUGGAAACUUAGAUAUGUCCACUCUUGCUAGCACAUCCAAUUCAAGGUCCUUACUACCAACAAUUAAGCCUCUAGAAGAUAUAAACUUGGAUAUACUUCAAUUGAAACCUCUUGCGCUAUCUGAAAAUUCUUUGCCGAUAUUACCUAGAUUGAACUUAAAUUCCUAUAAGGCUAAAUUACCUGUGCCAAAUGCUUUAUCUUUAAAACCUGUAAUGUUAGAAUCAUCGGUAAGAAAUGAUAAAGGUUUGAUCGGUGCUGCGCUGAGUUUUGGCAAAGACAACGAGGGAAUCGGUCUUAUGCCUAGUACUCGAAAUACAGUACCUGAUAUCCUCGGGAAUCCAAUAAUAUUACCAAAUUUUGAUGAGUUACAUGAGCAUAUUUUGGAGAAUGCUCAAAAUUUAUUAAGUACACCAUUAGAAACAACGGGUAGGAAUAUUAUUGAAGAUACAUUGCGUUCUGGUCAAGUGCUUUCAGAAAAUAUAAAGGUGCAGUCUAAAAAUGCUCUAAACGAUCUUCACAAAAAUUUCAAAACUACUCUUAAAGGAGUUGGGCUGUCUGGUAACAGUAUUUUAGGAGAUCCUCUGACAAAUACUAAUUUGCUUGAAGAAAUAUCGAGACAACAUGAAGAUUUUGGUGACAAAUUAAAGGGUAUUCGUUACGAUUUUUCAGAUAGGCUUGAAACAUUACGUAACAAUAUAUUUGAUCACAUACCAAACCUGGGAUCUCCAGUGGCUAGGCAAAGUAGCAACACAAAGACCAAACAAAAACCUUUACAGUUAUCAAAAAGAACUAAAAAUACCCGACCGUCAGCUCGAAACAAGAAUGCACCAAAGCGAGCAAAAAGUAUUACUUCCGCUUCAAGUAUAGCAUCUCCUAAGUUUGCUGAAAACCCUGUGUCAAAAAUAAAAUCACCUAAUUUAAAAUUACCUCAAAAGAAUAGCAUAAAAAUUCCACACCUCAAUUUAAAUAAUAAACCUCUUUUAGACAUUUUUCAAAAACCUCUAACUCCUUCAACACGUAAACCGUUCUUACAAACAAAGUUAAAGGAAAAUAAAGUGAAGAUAACUUUUGAGACUACACCUAGACCAAAUUUUAAAACAAAUCCAUCGCUUGCGAAAAUCCCAAAAUUUAAAAGUAAGCUAUUACUACCAAACAAAAAUGAUCUAAGAAAAAAAUCUACGUUGAAAUCAAUGAGUGAUGCUAAUGAAUCGCCAAGUGAGUUAAACUAUACACACGUGAAACCUCCUCUGAGAAUACCGAUACGAUCAAAACCGGCAGCAAAGUCAGUUAAAGAUGUAAGUGAAAUUGUCCCCUCAAUAUUAAAAUCAAAACCAUCUUCUAAUUCCAAAUUUAGAAAAUCGAAAUUAAAUAAUUCCUUUGAUGCAGUAUCGUUAACAUCAUCCGAAGAGCCAGUUAAUCAAAGAACUCCUUUAGUACCAUCAAAUGUAAAACUAGGGGUUGACAGUAACUCUAAGAAAGUAAAUGUCGGUACUCCAAAAUCUUCUUCAUGGCCGCGAAUCGUAGACGAUUCUUUCUUGACAAAAGUAAGGGAAGCAUUGAAAGCUAGAUUAGCUGGACUAGGAUCUGCAGCUGCGCAGCAAAAAUCAAGAUCUACAAUAGAUUCAGGGUCCGAUAUGGCAAAAUCUGCUUCAAAUAACCAAGAGCUCUCGACAAAUUUAAAACCAAUGAAAGAAAAUACUUCUUAUUCCUGUAAAAUGGUUUGUACAAAAACUUGA
Messenger RNA from Diatraea saccharalis (sugarcane borer), 4659 nucleotides. NCBI's taxonomy places the organism in Eukaryota, Metazoa, Arthropoda, Insecta, Lepidoptera, Crambidae. The record is from the annotation of a GenBank genome assembly.